This is a messenger RNA of Myxocyprinus asiaticus (Chinese sucker), 1712 nucleotides long. Its product is annotated as 40S ribosomal protein S8-like. NCBI's taxonomy places the organism in Eukaryota, Metazoa, Chordata, Actinopteri, Cypriniformes, Catostomidae. The transcript has 8 exons. Bases 212 to 1114 code for a protein of 300 amino acids. The record is from RefSeq and is a predicted model, not a curated record. Gene Ontology annotation, cellular component: cytosolic small ribosomal subunit; ribosome. Gene Ontology annotation, biological process: maturation of SSU-rRNA from tricistronic rRNA transcript (SSU-rRNA, 5.8S rRNA, LSU-rRNA); translation. Gene Ontology annotation, molecular function: structural constituent of ribosome.
GAUGUGGUGUACAACGCCUCUAACAAUGAGCUGGUGAGAACCAAGACCCUGGUCAAGAACUGUGUGGUCCUUGUUGACAGCACUCCUUACAGACAGUGGUAUGAGUCUCACUACGCCAUUCCACUUGGAAGGAAGAAGGGUGCCAAGCUGACUCCUGAGGAAGAGGAGAAUCUGAACAAGAAGAGGUCGAAAAAGGUCCAGAAGAAGCUUAAUGACCGCCGAAAGAACAGCAAGAUCAGUCCUCUAUUGGAGGAGCAGUUCCAGCAAGGAAAGCUUCUUGCCUGCAUUGCUUCCAGACCGGGACAGUGUGGUAGGGCUGAUGGCUAUGUCCUUGAAGGCAAAGAACUGGAGUUCUGAGAAAGAUGAAAGGCAAAUAGAUGUACAGCUCACUUUUAUACGACCAUUAAAGAAAAUACCCCAACUUGGCAGGUGUCACUGCAGGUCCAAGAUGACACAAAUGCAAAAGUUAAUGAGAGCACAUGUAAAACAGCAGUACCGCAUGAGCAAGAGUGCUGGAUGGACUUACGUCGGCACGGCUGUAAGACGUCCUCCAGCAAACACCAAGAUUGGACCUCGUCGCAUCCACACAGUAAGGGUCCGUGGUGGAAACAAGAAAUACCGUGCUUUGAGGCUUGAUGUGGGCAACUUCUCAUGGGGCUCAGAAUGUUGUACUCGCAAGACCAGGAUCAUCGAUGUGGUGUACAACGCCUCUAACAAUGAGCUGGUGAGAACCAAGACCCUGGUCAAGAACUGUGUGGUCUUUGUGGACAGCACUCCUUACAGACCGUGGUAUGAGUCUCACUACGCCAUUCCACUUGGAAGGAAGAAGGGUGCCAAGCUGACUCCUGAGGAAGAGGAGAAUCUGAACAAGAAGAGGUCGAAAAAGGUCCAGAAGAAGCUUAAUGACCGCCGAAAGAACAGCAAGAUCAGUCCUCUAUUGGAGGAGCAGUUCCAGCAAGGAAAGCUUCUUGCCUGCAUUGCCUCCAGACCGGGACAGUGUGGUAGGGCUGAUGGCUAUGUCCUUGAAGGCAAAGAACUGGAGUUCUGCAGGGUUCCCAUGCAUCCUAUACUUGUGUACAUUUUAUUUCACCUGAAAAUAAAUCCUGAUUAUUAAUUGUAAAUGUUUGUUUAAUAAACUAGUUUCCCAUGGUCAUUGAAAAGCUGUUAGGGAAUUUUGUGAUUUCCAGGCCUGAAAAUGUGUAUGAAACUGGUAGUUUCUAGUUAUUCUCAGUUCUAUGUGUAGCCUUUCUUUUGUUUUUUGUUUUUAACAAACUUUGUUUUUUAUUAUUGAUAGGAUUCAUUGAACUGAGCUUAUAUCGGGCUUGUGCGGGGCAUUCCCUGCAUUAAAAUAAUAAAUCAGUUAUGUAACAAGCUAAUAAUCACUUGCUUGAUCUAAACAAAAUAGGUGUCAUUUUAAAAUUUAGAAUCUGGACUUUACAAUGCAUACAGCUGAUCCUGCCAAUUCUUAAUACUUAAUUUGCUGAUGAAUUAGAACUUUGUUCUCAUAAUUGGCUAAUUUAUCACAACAUGUAUGUUCAGAGUUGGUAAAAACAAAGUUGGGAUAACCAUGUGAUAUAUUUUGUUGGCAAUGUCUCAAUUAGUAAAAUCCAAUGAGCAAAUUUGUUUCUCUCAGAGGCCAAACUGCACUGAGUAUUAGUGUAUGAAAUUCCCACCGACACAUAAAUAUAAUAAACAGCAGUGUCUUUUUGUCA